UGUUCUGACUUUUUUAGGCACUUCGUCUCAGUAAUGUAGCUAUGGCAAAAACUACCACUGGUCAAAUAGUAAAUCUUCUGUCAAAUGAUGUGAACAAGUUUGAUCAGGUAACGAUUUUCUUGCACUUCUUGUGGGCUGGACCAAUUCAAGCUGUAGCAGUAACAGUACUUCUCUGGAUGGAGAUAGGCCCAUCAUGUCUUGCAGGAAUGGCCGUUCUGAUUAUUCUUCUUCCUGUCCAGACCUGCAUUGGGAGGCUUUUUUCUUCCCUGAGAAGCAAGACAGCUGCCUUAACAGAUGUCAGAAUUAGGACCAUGAAUGAAGUCAUAAGCGGUAUGAAGAUAAUAAAGAUGUAUGCUUGGGAAAAAUCGUUUGCGGAACUUGUGAAUGGUUUAAGAAGGAAGGAGAUUGCCAUGAUUAUGAAAAGCUCCUACCUCCGAGGACUGAACUUAGCCUCCUUCUUUGUGGCAAGCAAAAUCACAGUGUUCAUGACUUUCAUGGCAUAUGUACUACUUGGCAAUGUUAUCUCUGCAAGUCGGGUGUUUGUUGCAGUGUCCCUGUAUGGCGCAGUAAGGCUGACAGUAACGCUGUUCUUCCCUGCAGCUGUUGAGAGAGUAUCUGAGGCAGUGGUUAGCAUACGACGAAUCAAGAACUUUCUGAUACUUGAUGAGGUCUCCCACUUCAAGCCACAACUGCACAGUAAUAAUGAGAAUGUCAUUCUUCAUGUUCAGGAUCUGACUUGCUAUUGGGAUAAGAAUUUAGAAAGCCCAGCACUUCAACAAAUUUCUUUUACUGUCAGACGAGGGGAAUUACUGGCUGUGAUUGGUCCUGUAGGAGCUGGAAAAUCUUCGCUCUUGAGUGCUGUGCUUGGUGAGCUGCCUAAAGACAAAGGUUUGAUAAAUGCUACUGGAAGAAUUGCCUAUGUUUCUCAGCAGCCUUGGGUGUUUUCCGGUACAGUAAGAAGUAAUAUACUGUUUGAUAAGGAAUAUGAGAAAGAAAAAUACGAAAAAGUUUUAAAAGUCUGUGCUCUUAAAAAGGACUUGGAAUUAUUAGCAAAUGGGGACCUAACAGUAAUAGGAGAUCGUGGAGCUACGCUGAGUGGGGGGCAGAAGGCCCGUGUAAAUCUGGCCAGAGCUGUGUAUCAGGAUGCAGACAUCUAUCUUUUGGAUGAUCCACUGAGUGCAGUAGAUGCUGAAGUUGGAAGACAUUUGUUUGAAAAAUGUAUUUGUCAGGCCUUACAUCAAAAGAUCUCUGUGUUAGUCACUCACCAGUUACAGUACCUCCGUGCUGCAAAUCAGAUUCUAAUUCUGAAAGAUGGUAAAAUGGUGGGGAAAGGUACCUAUUCAGAGUUCCUGAGAUCUGGCAUCGACUUUGCUUCCCUUUUGAAAAAAGAUGAAGAGGUAGAACAGCCAUCGGUUCCAGGAACCCCCAACCUGAAGUCUGCGCGGAGCCGAACCUUCUCGGAGUCCUCCGUCUGGUCCCAGGAUUCUUCUGUCCACUCACAGAAAGAUGGAGCAGUGGAACAACAACCUGCUGAAAAUGCGCUGGCUGCAGUGCCAGAGGAGAGUCGCUCUGAGGGAAAAAUAACCUUUAAGAUUUACAGAAAAUAUUUUACUGCAGGAGCAAACUACUUUGUGAUCUUUAUGCUUAUAGUAUUCAAUAUUUUGGCACAGGUGGCAUAUGUGCUCCAGGACUGGUGGCUUUCUUACUGGGCACAUCAUCAAGAAAAGUUGAAUGUCACAACAAAUGGAAAUAAUGGAGCAAAUGAGACUGAGCAUCUAGACCUUAACUUUUAUUUGGGAAUUUAUGCAGGUUUAACGGUGGCUACGAUACUGUUUGGCAUAAUAAGAAGUCUUCUGGUGUUUCAAGUUCUUGUUAAUUCUGGUCAGACCUUGCACAACAGAAUGUUUCAAUCCAUUUUGAGAGCUCCUGUCUUGUUCUUUGACAGAAAUCCUAUAGGUAAGUAUAAUAGUAAAAAAUCCCCAAACCUUUAA
Molecule: messenger RNA, 1991 nt
Organism: Nestor notabilis (Kea)
Lineage: Eukaryota; Metazoa; Chordata; Aves; Psittaciformes; Psittacidae
Gene: ABCC4
Product: ATP-binding cassette, sub-family C (CFTR/MRP), member 4
Exons: 15
Coding region: 42-1991 (649 amino acids)
Biological process (GO): transmembrane transport
Cellular component (GO): plasma membrane
Molecular function (GO): ATP hydrolysis activity; ABC-type transporter activity; ATP binding
Source: RefSeq, a predicted model, not a curated record